AUAAACGGUAAAAAAUAAACGAAUUGAACUAAUUAUUUAUAUUUCAGAAAUGUCUUUGGGCGGGUCUGGUGAAAAUUUCAAACCUUAAAUCGUAAAACGUUGGCGUCACCAAUCAUUUUUUCUCGAAAACAGUCGAAAUUUUAAAACGCUCGCUGUGCGAUUUCAAAUUUUCCGACCUUCAGCAAUUAUUUUACCGGAGUCUCGUGACCAAGUACUUUCGUUAAAAAAAAAAAAAAAGAAAUCUUGAAAAUUUGAGCACGCUAAGUUAUUUUCCCAGAAAAACAUUUAUCCUUGUUUUAUUAUAUAAUAUGAUUACAUUUGCUAUUUUGAUAACUUCAGUAAAUAAUUCACUUGUCGAUGAAUUGUGUUUCAGCCUGCUGAUGCGAAGGGACCGAAAAGUCGUUAGGUUAAAACCUUAUGGAAUGUGUCCACAUUUUCAGUCCAGACCUCCAAAUGACCACAGGCCAUCACAACAAACUCCGAAUCGUCCGAGGACAGACUUGAAACUUCUACUUCUCGUUGAAACUACUUACUCGAGACUCGGCAGAGAACUUGCAGAAACACUUGUUCACAAUAGACUGAGGUAUAAAAUGGAAAUAGCCGGAAAGUCGUUACCGGCUCUUACUUACUUAGAUAAAGGUCGUUAUUCCGUUAUCGUUUUUGAAAACUACUAUAAGUACUUAAAUAUGGACAAAUGGAAUAGAGAGCUAUUAGAUAAAUACUGCAGGGAAUACGGGGUUGGUAUAAUAGGGUUUUUCCCGCCGACAGAACGUCGAGCGGUCGGCGUACAAGUUAGAGGGUUUCCAUUAUACACGCACACGAAACUCUCACUGAGAGACGCCAUGUUGAAUUCAGCGUCGCCAGUACUAAGAAUUUCCAGAGCAGGUGGUGUAUAUCAAGGGCCUUUACCCGGCGAUGAUUGGACCGUUUUUGGUGCCAACGAUACAACUUACGAACCUGUUGCAUGGGGUAGCAAUGACUCGUUCAGUUCGCAGAGCGAAUACAUUCCUCUGGCUACUGUCAUACAAGACCACGGUAUGUACGACGGAAUAUCCAGGGUAUUAUUUGGUUCAGGAUUGAGGUUCUGGCUGCAUCGGUUGCUUUUGUUAGAUUCGUUAUCGUACUUAAGCAAGGGACUGUUGAGCAUAUCGCUUGAGCGCCAAGUACUGGUCGAUAUUGAUGAUAUAUUUGUCGGCGAAACUGGUAUUAGAAUGUGGAAAGAAGAUGUGCACGAUUUAAUCCAGACACAAGAGCGAAUAAGUAAAUUAGUACCAGGGUUUAAAUUUAAUUUAGGAUUUUCUGGCAAAUACUUUCAUAAAGGAACGUGGGAAGAAAACGAAGGCGACGACACGAUUUUGGAACAUGUUGACAAGUUCAAUUGGUUCUGCCAUAUGUGGAAUCACAUGCAACCACAUUUAUACAAUAAUGAGACUCAAUUAGAAUAUGAAAUGACAUUAAAUAAAUUGUUUGCUGAAGCCAACAAUAUUCCAACUAAUUCCAGUUAUUCAGUAGCACCCCAUCAUUCUGGUGUAUAUCCUGUUCAUGAACUUCUGUAUACCGUUUGGAAAAAAGUAUGGAAUAUCAAAGUGACAUCAACUGAAGAAUAUCCUCAUUUAAGGCCUGCUAGGUUAAGAAGAGGAUUUAUUCAUCGAGGAAUAAAAGUACUUCCUAGACAAACUUGUGGUUUAUUUACGCACACAAUAUAUGUUGAUCGUUAUCCUGGUGGCCGAAAAAAAUUAGAUGAAUCAAUUAUGGGAGGAGAACUAUUUCAAACUAUUGUUUAUAACCCUAUUAAUGUUUUUAUGAGUCAUAUGUCAAAUUAUGGAAGUGAUCGAUUAGCCUUGUACACAUUUGAAUCAGUGUUUCAAUUUAUCAGGUGUUGGACUAAUCUUAAGCUGCAAUCAUCUGGACCACUUCAACUAGCUGAAAAGUAUUUUAAAAUGUAUCCUGAGGAAGUUGAUCCAGUAUGGGGUAACCCUUGCUUAGAUCAAAGGCACCUUAAAAUCUGGUCAUACAAAAAGUCUUGCCAGCGUCUACCAAAAUUUCUUGUAAUAGGACCUCAAAAGACUGGUACUACAGCUCUGUAUACUUUUUUAUCAAUGCACCCUAACAUAUCUGCUAAUACACCAAGCAAAGAAACUUUUGAAGAAAUUCAAUUUUUUAAUGGUCGAAAUUAUUAUAAAGGAUUAGAUUGGUAUAUGGAAUUUUUUAAGUCAAAUGAUACAAUUGAAAAUAAAAUUGUUUUUGAAAAAUCUGCAACCUAUUUUGACUCCGAUAUUGUACCCAAACGAGUACAAGCACUAUUGCCAAAUGUAAAAUUAAUCACUAUAUUAGUAUCUCCAGCUAAAAGAGCAUAUAGUUGGUAUCAACAUGCAAAGGCUCAUGGUGAUCCAACAACUCUCAAAUAUUCUUUUCAUGAAAUCAUAACAGCUAAUGAAACAGUUGCUCCAAAAUCUCUUAGAGAUCUUCGAAAUAGAUGUUUAAACCCAGGAAAGUAUGCAUUACACAUUGAGCGUUGGCUUGAUUUCUUUCAUCACAACAAUUUACAUAUAAUUGAUGGUGAACAACUCAAAUCAAAUCCUGUAGAUAUUUUAGAACAAUUACAAAAAUUUCUUAAGGUGUCACCUAUGUUUGACUAUUCUUCACACAUCAGGUAUGAUGUAAAAAAACAUUUUUUUUGUAAAGUGUUGGACCAAGGUGGAAAUAAAUGUUUGGGUAAAGGAAAAGGUCGACAAUAUCCUCCAAUGGAUGCUAAUUCGUACAAGUAUCUUAGAGAAUAUUAUAUGCCAUAUAAUACUGCUCUUGUGAAACUCCUACGUAAAUUAGAACAUAAAACUAUUCCACAAUGGCUUAAAGAAGACUUAAGUUAUUCAUCAACCUGACAUUUGCUUCGUGGUAGAAAGAAGAAAUACCAGCGAUUACUGGCAGAUACUUAUUCUACCACGAAUAACUAACUUAUCAAGACUAUGUUAUAUAUUGACUUACUAUGCCAUAUUAAUUUAAGUAUUAUUAUAAAUUCUAUAACCAUGAAAAUUUAUGGUACACACAUUUGUAUGUCAUAUCUUACCGUUUUGUUUUUAAACCAUGUUGAUAAUUUAAAAGAAAAACAUAGAUUUUUUCUGUUGUAAAUAUAUACACAUGUAUAUAAAUUUAUAUAUAUAAUUAUAUAGAUUUAUAAGUAAUACUUUGUAGACCGUCCAAGUGAGUAAUUGUUGAAUAAUGUUGAUUUAAAAUUUUAAAUAAUAUUCCUAUGUCAAUUCUUUAUUUAGAAUAUCUAAAAAUAUAGACAAUUUUUUACUACAGUUUUGAUUUAUAUAUUUUUAACUUCUAAAUUGAAUUCUUUAAAAUAACAUUAAUAUAAAUCAUCUGUUUUCUGAGACUACAGUAUGUAAUAUCCAAUAUUUUGUUGUGUUAAUUUAAAUAUAUUAAAAUAUUAUUUUGAAUACA
Daktulosphaira vitifoliae (grape phylloxera) is the source of this 3447-nucleotide messenger RNA. RefSeq names its product bifunctional heparan sulfate N-deacetylase/N-sulfotransferase (gene sfl). Gene Ontology annotation, molecular function: deacetylase activity; heparan sulfate N-sulfotransferase activity. The transcript has 15 exons. The record is from RefSeq and is a predicted model, not a curated record. NCBI's taxonomy places the organism in Eukaryota, Metazoa, Arthropoda, Insecta, Hemiptera, Phylloxeridae. Gene Ontology annotation, cellular component: Golgi apparatus. Bases 309 to 2882 code for a protein of 857 amino acids.